AGUUGCGAGACAGAAUUGUUUCGUCUCCUGGAGGUUCAACCACCACCUACUCCUCCGCCUUGGCCAACAAACGGUUUUAAUGAACAAUGAAUUCAUUGUUCUGCUACUUGUUAGUACGUGUCAAGUCAAGCCCUUUCUCUUUUGUGUAUGCACCAUCUUCCUCUCCCUCUCUCUCUCUCUCCACACUCUCACACACACACUCCCACAUUUUUAAGACCAGCUCUCUCACACACGCUUUCCCGGGCCGGAACUUCCAUUUUUUUGUGAAACAAAAGGAGUGUGUGUAUGGUUGUUUUAUCUCUAUGGCCGGUCUGCAGAGAGACCCAAGAACUAAAUACCGGCUUCUCUCUUAUUAGUCUUUGGGGUUGAGGAAGAGAGGAAGGGUAACUGAACAGAAAGGCAUUAUUUUGUCGCUUCCUCUUGAAAGAUAUUGCAAGUAAUAGUAGGCAGGCCAAGGAGCAAUUUGCCUUAUACCGUUUUGUAAGCCAAUCUCUCCCCCAUCACCCACAAUUUUUUUUUUUUUUUGUAAUUUGCUCUCCAAAGACAGAGAGUGAAGGUUUCUUCAUCUUCUUCAGUUAAUCUUGUACUGAGUGUUUGAGGUGGUGGGUCUGUGAAAUGGAUAUUAGGGGAGCGACGAGAUCCUUGUUAGUGUUAACAGGGAGGGUGAUCAACGACGUAGUGAGCUUCAUUGUCUUCUGUUUUCUCGACCUUCUUGAUGUCCUCCUCUGUUUUGUUUACAAGAUUCUUGAUUUCUUCAUGGAAGCCGAAUGGAAACCGUGCUACUGCUCGUCGGGCAAGGAAGCCAUUACGAGCAGCGGUAAGAUCUUGGUCUCCGAACGCGGAGAGUCGAAGAUCAUUUCCCUUAGUUCGACUAAGCUUCAGUUGGAGGACAUCUCAGACACCCUCUACUCGCGUCCUUCUUUGGUGUCGGAGAUCUCUAAAUCGACGAUAAAGGAGCUGAAGCGGCUCAAGAUUGACGGCACGACGAUCCGGUCCUCCGAGAGGAUCAAGAAUGGAACCCUGAGGUCGACAUUCACGAUUAACUCCACCAUUGUAGAUAUGUUACAAGAGAAGAUCGGAGGCCAGCAGUUGCAUCCUGUCCCUCGGUGGUCCGACUGUGACUGCAGGGCGUGCACUUCCUGGAGCUCUUCCUGCAAAGAGACGUUAUACGUCCGAGUCGAAGGACCAAGCAGAGAAGACAAGGCGCGAGAAGACGUGUUGUUCAUUCAUGGCUUCAUCUCAUCUUCUGUAUUUUGGACUGAAACACUGUUUCCCAACUUUUCGGACGACACGAAGUCCUCGUAUCGGUUGAUCGCCAUAGAUCUUCUGGGGUUUGGAAGGAGUCCCAAGCCAACGGAUUCCCUCUACACUCUAAGAGAGCACGUAGAAAUGAUCGAACGGUCAGUGCUGGAAGCGUACAAGGUGAAGUCAUUCCACAUAGUGGCUCACUCCCUGGGCUGCAUUCUAGCUCUCGCCAUCGCCGUUAAAUAUCCCGGAGCUGUCAAGUCCUUGACGUUACUUGCCCCGCCAUAUUUUCCGGUACCGAAGGGAGAACAAGCGAACCGGUAUGUGCUGAGAAAGGUGGCACCCCGGCGGGUAUGGCCGUUGAUAGUAUUCGGUUCUUCGAUUGUUUGUUGGUACGAACAUAUUAGCCGGACCGCUUGCCUAAUCGUCUGCAAGAACCACCACUUCUGGGAAUCGCUCACCAAACUUGUCACCAGAAACAGGAUGAGAACAUUCAUGUUUGAUGGGUUCUUUUGCCAUACCCAUAAUGCCGCAUGGCAUACGUUGCAUAAUAUCAUCUGUGGCACCGCCGGCAAGGUUGAUGAAUAUUUGGAUGCCGUCCGGGAUCAGCUACGAUGCGACGUCACGGUAUUCCAUGGAAGAGACGAUGAGCUUCUCCCAGUUGAGUGUAGCUACGCCGUUCAAUCAAGGAUUCCCCGAGCUGAUGUUAAGGUGAUCGACCGGAAGGAUCACCUCACCAUUGUUAUCGGUAGACAGAAGACUUUUGCUAGGGAACUUGAAGAAAUUUGGAAAAAAUCGUCAAGUGGUUAAGUUUAGAGCCACAGGAGAGACGAUAGGGUAUGCAUAAGAGGGAUUAAGUAAAAGAAGCCUAGAAAUUAAAGUAGAAACAUCCCGAUCAUGAUAUCGAUCUAUUUAUUGAAAGAUAAGAAGAAAAAAAAAAGAAAAAAUUACAAGGUACUUGAGAUUGGCAGGGUUUUCCUUUUCUUUUUGAUUGUUUUUAUUUACCCCUUAUUAUCUCUUCAAGUAUGAAGUCACAGCUUGGCCAUGUGAUUAUUACCCAUAAAUUCCAAUUAAUGUGAAGUGUUUAGUGAUAA
Nelumbo nucifera (sacred lotus) is the source of this 2339-nucleotide messenger RNA. Its product is annotated as putative lysophospholipase BODYGUARD 3. The record is from RefSeq and is a predicted model, not a curated record. Lineage: Eukaryota; Viridiplantae; Streptophyta; Magnoliopsida; Proteales; Nelumbonaceae.